Alosa alosa (allis shad) is the source of this 2909-nucleotide messenger RNA. Its product is annotated as protein asteroid homolog 1-like. The transcript has 5 exons. The record is from RefSeq and is a predicted model, not a curated record. NCBI's taxonomy places the organism in Eukaryota, Metazoa, Chordata, Actinopteri, Clupeiformes, Clupeidae. Bases 143 to 2236 code for a protein of 697 amino acids.
AAACAGCGCACCAGGCGGACACUUCAAGAAAGACUGCAACGAGAAACGAACAGCAGACAUAACGUCUUGUGGACUGGGCUACUGAUUAUUUCCUUGCUCUUCUAAUGAAAUUGGGUUGCUGAGAACUUGGACAACAAACAUCAUGGGAGUCAAAGGAUUAAAAUCUUACAUAGAGGGAAAAAAUCUCUAUUUGAAAGACUGCCAUUUUAAAGGGAGCAAGUUAAUUAUUGAUGGAUGUAAUCUGUGCAACGUUCUUUAUGAAGCUUCAAAAAAUGAUUUGAAGCAUGGUGGGGAUUAUAUUGUUUAUGAGAUUUUGAUCAGGAAGUUUUUUGCGGCUCUGAAAAACUGCAACAUAGAGCCCUAUGUUAUCCUUGAUGGAGGAAGUGACCAUACUGACAAAAAACUGGAGACCCACAAGGAUCGUGCCCGCCAAAGAAUCAAAGAAGGCAAAUAUCUGUCAUUAGGGCGUCAAUAUUAUGGUAGCGGUCCUAAACCAACACUCUUGGCAAUUGUUUUCAGCCAGAUCCUCACUCUUUUGAAGGUACCAUUUGUCCAGUGCAUGGAAGAGGCUGACUGGGAAAUUGCUGCUUUGGCCAAUCAGUGGAAUUGUCCAGUCCUAUCAGACGAUAGUGACUUCUUUAUCUUUGAGCUAAAAGCAGGCGUUUUACCCAUUUCACAUUUCGAGUGGCGCAAAGUUUCCGCACAGAAGUUCAUUCCAGCCAAGAGAUUUUUAGUCUCAAACUUCUGUAAGUCUCUCCACAACCUGAGCGAACAGUUUCUCCCUCUCUUUGCUGCCUUAGCAGGGAACGACUAUAUAAAUGUCACAAGACACACUAUAAGAUGGGAGGAGUUCUCCAGCUGCAAUGCCCGUCUUGAUGGCAUCCUCCACUGGUUGUCUGACUUCCCAAAUACCAAGGGAGCUAUUGGUGCUUUUCUUGACUGCCUCGAAGAUCAGAAGUCCAGAGGUCAAGUACGGAAGGCUCUCAUGGCGUGUCUUAAAGAAUAUGAACUGACGAAAAGCAACGUGGCCCAGUUCUUCUUGAAGGCUGUCGUCCCCAGCAAAUUGCCAGUGGAGCUGCAGGUUCUCCCCAACUGGAUGCGGAUGCCACUGUCUAAAGGGAGACUAAGUUCCACUCUCAUCGAUGCCCUAGUGUUGCAGAGAGUCCGACUGAGCGCACAAGUUGAGAACUUUGAACUCCCCAGCAGCAAUGCAGUCUCGAGGCCUAUUCGUCAGGUGCUGUAUGGCCUUCUGUUGUCCGACCAGAAGCAGAGGGAUGACAGAAAGCCCAUUGCCCGUGUGAACCCAGGAGAGUGCUAUGUGGAAGAAUAUGACAGAGAGGGCUUGACUCUGACCACUUUCUGGGUUAAGGCUGCUUGCCCGGUUAGUGGGAAGGAUCUACAUCUGAAAACACUGAAUAAGGCCCCAUGGAAGCUACGAUUGCAGGUCCUUUACGACACGCUUGGUGUGUCCAAACUCAUUUCAACACCCAACGCCAAAUUUCAGCUUCCUGUCUACGUCACAUGCUACUGGCUUAGUAAAGCCGACCCACGGCCAUGUUUGGAGGACCUAUGGGCCCUGCUCCUGGGAUUUGUGUUCGGAGAGCUGAAUGGCCGAUACAAGGGCGAGACAGGUAUUGCGCUGGUGUGGAAUAGACUAAACAACCUGCGGAGUCACACCACACCUGGAGGCCCAGACCUGAUGGCAGCUCACACCUACAGCCAAUGGCAGGCCUGCAUGAGGGAUACUUACAAACUCAACCAACUGCUGUGCCUCCCUCUGGCUGAACUCUGGCCUCAUCCUGAACUUGCAAGGCUCUACUGCGGACCCUUGGUUCACCAGGCUGCAGCGAGGCUGAGGGGAGGCGCCACCCCAGAGUCGUUCCUCAGUGGGGGGCCAAUCCCCCUGCAGCUCUUCAGAGACCUCGAACGUGCCGUGCUGGACUCCCUGGAUGACGACAUCCGGGACCAGCUACAGAGAGGGCCGCAACAACAUCACCCAAGGAGAAGAGCCCAAACUAUAGGGAACUUGGAUGAAUUGACCAGACAAUUCGAUCAGAUGUUUGACGAGGACGAGGAUGAAGAUGAUGAAGAUAAUGGUGGAAGGAGAGGCAAGGCGAAGUCUGAGGAUGACGAAGCUUAUGUCCAGAUCCGCACCCGACACAAGAAGAAGAGCAGGGCUCUGCGAGCUUGCAGUCCUGGCAAACUGAAUAAGCGAGACAGAGUGAUCUGGGCCUGAGAGCCAGCAUGACCACACACUUCAACUUUCAGAACGCCAUUUUUUAAAAACACUUUUAGAGAAUUAUAAUAUUUACCUUAUGAAUGUGUUGCACUCAAGAUGAAAACAAAAUGGAAUGAAAUUUUCUUAUUUAUCUUUUAAUAUAUUUUAAUGUUUUUAGACUUGUGAUCUUUGCUGUAUAACUAUAUUGACAUGAUGAUGCAUACGUGACUGAAAUUGUUAUGGUGUUUUUAAUUUUUGUACUUUCUUUUAAAGUCUCUGGGAAUUAUAUUUACUUUAUGUGUUGCACUCUGUGAAGACAUAUUUGAAUAUUAAUUUAAUGUAUUUUAAAUGUAGUUGUGUGGCUGAAAGAUUCUAUUUUAAUCAAAAUGUAAUUAGCAAAUUGUGACUGACCCAAUUAAUUGUACAACAAUUGUGUGUGUGUGUGUGUGUGUGUGCUUUACUAGCGGUUUCUGUUCCAGGAAGCCAUAUCAUUUGAUUUUAAAAUGAUCAAAUUUUACAAUUAAGUUGUUUGUUUUCUGUCUUGGUAUUGAAUAAUUCAUCUCAACCAGCUCAUGUUGGUUUAUAUAAAAAAAAUUACAAGUUUAUUCUCAAUUAGCCACACCGAGAAAAUAAAUGGUUUCACAUGUGCAAUGCAUAAUGAAAAACAAAUAAACAGAAGAUAAAAAAACAA